CAACCAAUCCUGAAUCUUUUAAAGUUGAGUCCUCCCUUGCCUCCCACGUACGACUGUAAUUAUUUUUAAAAGCUUAAAUUGAAUACCCACCGAUUCACAACUCAAUUGACUCGCGAACGGGAGGGAACAAUGACGGCGGAAAAUGGCACGACGUUUUGCGAGGGAAUGUACUCUAAACUUAUCGAUUCUGAUGGUCCAUAUGACGAAAUGAACUCUCCAAACGUGCGGGAGCAACAUGUUGUUCAUGUCUCUCCAGCAAAAGGCAACUCCAGGCAACCUUACAAACUGGCCACAGCAUGCCUGACUGGGCUUUGUGUGAUCCUGCUUUUAGUCCUUGUGGUGAUGAGCUCACGUAGGAAUGUCUCUGAGGUGAUACCUGAUGCCUCCGCUCAGCAGCAGACUCUUCCUGUGAACAUCACAGAACUGAUGGAGCAAAUUAAGAACUUGGAGAAGGAGAACAAGGAGCUAGAGACAGAGAAGGAUAUCCUGGAGAAGAGGGUGAAGGCCUUAGAGGCAACCCCCUCCCCUCCUCGUCCUUCUCCUGCACGUGAGACCACUGUGGCGCCGGCCGCCUCCCGGUCCCCACCGGGCCUGCCCAAGUGCCCAGCCGACUGGCACCGCUUCCAGGACAGCUGCUACUACAUCUCCCGCACGACGCUGACCUGGAGCAGCAGCCAGCAGUUCUGCCAACGGAGAGGGGGACACCUGGCUAUCAUCCAUACGGCAGAAGAACAGACAUUCAUUUGGAACAAGCUGGUUCGGGGACACUGGAAUGCCUACUGGUUUGGAAUCACCGAUGAGAAGGCGGAGGGGACUUGGCACUGGGUGGAUGGCACAGAGCUGGAUAUGAAUACUGCUUUUUGGGAGGAGGGGGAGCCCAACAACCACAUCGACGAGGACUGCGGCUACAUCGUGAAGACGCAGGUGCUGAAUCGCGUUCCGAUCAAGAGCUGGUACGACGCACCGUGCGAGAUGCACUGGCGCUUUGUUUGUGAACUGGAGUUGCCGGCCGUCUCCACGACUGCACCGCAUGCAUAGAGGGGAAAAUGCUGAUGCGGUGCACAGGCUACUCCUACUCGCAGCUUGUGAAAUAUAUGUGAUAAAAUCACACGGAGAAGAAAUGAGAGUGUGAACAUUCUUUUCAAUGAGGAGCACUUCCCUGUUGCCGUAGUUUGUUCUGCUUUGAGAGAGAGAGAGAGAGAGAGAGAGAGAGAGAGGGAGAGAGAGAGAGAGAGAGAGGGAGAGAGAGAGAGAGAGAAUUGUAAAUAAACUGUACAUAUGUUGUUUUGAUAUAGACAAAUGGAAUGGGAUGUUUUAUUAACUGGAACUGAUUUCAGAUUUCAAAUUAUGUGUUGUUAAGACUUGAAAAGUAAUUGUCCUAUUCAAAGCAUUGAUAGUUAUAGAGGUAUUAGUCAAAUAUGGCAAGGUAGAGGGUUUGAUUACCAGCUAUAAAACAUUUGUACCUGAUCUUUGUAUAUAAAAAAAAUGAAGAAUAAAACUUGACAUGGUACAAAAA
This is a messenger RNA of Sardina pilchardus (European sardine), 1516 nucleotides long. RefSeq lists its product as uncharacterized. NCBI's taxonomy places the organism in Eukaryota, Metazoa, Chordata, Actinopteri, Clupeiformes, Clupeidae. The coding region runs from base 130 to 1038 and encodes 302 amino acids. The record is from RefSeq and is a predicted model, not a curated record. The transcript has 6 exons.